Molecule: messenger RNA, 1569 nt
Organism: Liolophura sinensis
Lineage: Eukaryota; Metazoa; Mollusca; Polyplacophora; Chitonida; Chitonidae
Product: TRIO and F-actin-binding protein-like
Exons: 1
Coding region: 1-1569 (522 amino acids)
Source: RefSeq, a predicted model, not a curated record
AUGCUGUGCUCAUUAAUAUUUCACUUAUAUGACAAAGACCAGAAUUAUCUGGGAGGAAACGGGCAGAAUCUGGGGGCAACCAGCCCAGGGACAACCACAUCAACCAGGGACAACCAUACCAACCAGGGACAGCCAUACCAACCUGGGACAACCAUACCAACCAGGGACAGCCAUACCAACCAGGGACAACCGUACCAACCAGGGACAACCAUACCAACCAGGGACAACCAUGCCAUACUGGACAACCAUAUCAACCAGGGGACAACCGUACCAACCAGGGACAACCAUAUCAACCAGGGACAACCAUACCAACCAGGGACAGCCAUACCACCUGGGACAACCAUACCAACCAGGGACAGCCAUACCAACCAGGGACUACCAUAUCAACCAGGGACAGCCAUACCAACCAGGGACAACCAUGCCAUACUGGGACAACCAUAUCAACCAGGGACAACCGUGCCAACCAGGGACAACCAUAUCAACCAGGGACAACCGGACCAACCAGGGACAACCAUACCAACCAGGGACAACCAUACCAGCAGGGACAACCAUGCCAUACUGGGGCAACCAUACAACCAGGGACAGCCAUACCAACCAGGGACAACCGUACCAACCAGGGACAACCAGGGACAACCAUGCCAAUCAGAGACAAUCAGAGACAAAUCAGAGACAACCAUACCAAUCAGGGACCAACCAGGGACAACCAUGCCAAUCAGGGACCAACCAGGGACAACUGUACCAACCAGGGACAACCAUACCAAUCAGAGACAAACCAGGGACAACCACACCAUACAGGAACCAACCAGGAAAAAACAUGCCAUACAGGGACCAACCAUACCAACCAGGGACAACCCCACCAGCCAGGGACAACCAUACCACACAGGGACAACCAUAUCAACCAGAGACAACCAUAUCAACCUGGGACAACCAUACCAACCUGGGACAACCAUACAGCCAGGGACCAACCAGGGACAACCAUACCAUACAGGGACCAACCAUACCAACCAGGGACAACCAUACCAUACAGGGACCAACCAGGACAGCCAUACCAACCAGGGACCAACCAGGGACAACCAUAUCAACCAGGAACAACCAUACCGGCCAGGGACAACCAUACCACUAAGGGACCAACCAGGGACAACUAUAACAACCAGGGACAACCAGGGACAACCAUACCAACCAGGGACAGCCAUACCAACCAGGGACCAACCAGGGACAACCAUAUCAACCAGGGACAACCAUACCAGCAGGGACAACCAUACCACUCAGGGAUCAACCAGGGACAACCAUACCAUACAUGGACAACCAUACCAACCAGGGACAACCAUAUCAACCAGGGACAACCAUACCAUACAGGGACCAACCAGGGACAACCAUACCAUACAGGGACCAACAGGGACAACCAUACCAUGCAGAGGCCAACCAUACCAACCAGGGGACAACCAUAUCAACCAGGGACAACCAUACCAACCAUGGACAACCAUACCAACCAGGGACAACCAUUAUACCAACCAGGGACAACAGACCAGUCAAUAUAAUAUCCUGUAUCAAAUUGUGAGAUGUGCUUGA